UCAAUAGCGCACUUUUACUUUCUUAUAUUGCAAUACGAGCACACAGAGUACCGUCGAUAGUCAGCUGAACAGGUUUACCAUCUUUGACAUUUUGUUGUUAUUAUUUUUUUUAAUACGAUAGCUAUUUUUUUUCUUUUAAUCGCUCUUCUCUCAUUCUUUUUUCGUUCGCUUCGCUCUAUUCAACGUCGUCGUCGUCGUUUUACUUACCUUUUUAAUUUCUAUCUCAAAUUCCAACAGUUCGAGAAUAAUCGAGUGAAUUUUGUCGGCUGAUUGUCGCUUGUAUAUUAAAUACAUUUACGUAUACGUCGUGUAUGAUUUUUAUACGUGAUUUUAAUUGACCAUAUUAUAUGUACUUGAUUAUUUUUGACGCGAGUGUGCGAUAUUUUUUUAUCGAAAAAUCAAUCGCGUAUUCGGGUUUGCGAUUUUCGCGAUUUUUUUCGCACCACUGUAAUCGCGAGAUAAGUUACUUUUUUUUCUAAAAGUUUGCAAAGUGCGCCGCCAAAACGGAUACCAUAAGGAUAACGGAGUUCGCCCACAGCAAACUCGCGCUUCAAGACGGAUUUUUUAAUUUUUCACAGGCUUUUAGCCAUUCCGGCAAGCUGGAUCAAAACGUGACAUUAUCGGAAAACACCACCGCCUCGGUGGUGUUAUGUGGCGGGUUCACUCCGCCCCCACAGCCGGACUUCGAGUUCAAGAUGUCCGGCUUUGUUCGUAUGGCGAUAGAUCGAUAUGUAAACCUGGUUGAUUCCAUUAGCGAUCCAAGAGUGAACGAUUGGCCAUUGAUGGACAGUCCACUUCCUACAGUAGCCUUAGUGGUGGCUUAUUUAUACGUAGUCAUGUUCCUAGGACCAAGAAUGAUGGCCAAUAGAAAACCGUUUAAAUUAAACGAAAUAUUGGUCAUUUACAAUGCCAUUCAAGUCAUAUUUAGUUUACUUAUGUUAUGGGAGCAUUUAAUGAGCGGCUGGUUAUUAGAUUACAGCUACAAAUGUCAGCCAGUUGACUAUUCGCAUAAUCCUACCGCCUUAAGGAUGGCGAACUUAUGCUGGUGGUACUACAUUUCGAAACUAACCGAAUUUGCUGACACGUUGUUCUUUGUCUUGCGCAAGAAAGACAACCAGAUCAAUCUGUUACACUUGUACCAUCACUCGUUGACACCGAUCGAAACUUGGAUUUGUGUAAAAUUCAUCGCAGGUGGCCAUGGAACAUUUUCAAAUUUGGUGAACAACAUGGUCCAUGUGGUUAUGUACUGUUAUUACAUGAUUUCCGCUAUGGGACCUCAAUACCAGAAGUACCUUUGGUGGAAAAAACACUUAACUAGUCUUCAAUUGGCGCAGUUCAUGUUAGUCUUCAUCCACUCGGCUCAAGUACUAGUCUACGACUGCGGCUACCCCAAGCUGAUAGCAGCCUUGCUGCUCGUCCAUUCGACCAUAUUCUUCGGCCUGUUCUUCGAUUUCUACCAGCAAGCUUACCGAAGACGAAGAAGGCUCGAGGCGAAAUUGGCUAAAAUGCAAUAAGCAAACAUAGAGACUGGGGACUGACAAGAAGAAUUUAUUUAUAUCGAUACCAAAAAAACAGAAAUAACAACAAAACGAAGUAUUUUAAACCACCACUACUACGAAGAAAAUUCUCCGAAAGAUAAUAAGACGCGCUCGCCAAGACCAGCAGCGUGUUUCUAUGUAUACCUGAUGCCGGGCUUAGCCUAAGUGUAACGAAAGGACGUGAUAAGUUAUUAUGUAGUACGAAGUACUUACUCCAAGUACUGUACAUGUAUUAAAAGUGUGUAAAACGCCACGACGACCACGACUGGUUACCCAUGUUACAUUGUGAUAGAGAAACUUACGUUUUUUACCAGUUUCACCCUUACUUAUUGUGUGUUUUUUUUCCUCUCAUGUUCUUAUAAGUAUAGAAUAGUAGAUGAAAAAAAAUUGUUUUUAGUGUGUAGGUACUGUGUAUGUAUUUGUCAUUGAUGUUUGUAAUGUAUUAAGUAGGUAAGUCUACGUGUGAGAAAGUAAGAAUGUAUUUUGUUUCAAAAGUAAGUAGGUAAGGUAAGGCACCUACCUACUCAGGUACGUUGAAUGUACCAGAGGAUCUGAAGAGAACGAAAAAUCAAAAAUUAAUCAAAAUUUUAUCGAUUUAUUUUUUUAAAAAUAGCUUUAGAUAAUAUUUUGUUUUAUGUUUUAAGAUUUUGUUUUUCCAUCAUUGAAUUUUCAACGUUCUACUCGUAUUUUAUUCGCUACGUGCAUUUUUUUAUUUCCCUUCAAUGGCGAAAAAAAACAAUACCAUUUUUUUUUUUUAUUUUUGAAAAGACUUUUAUCAGACGAACUAGAAGAUGAGACUUUUUUCUACCCUUCUAGCUUCGUUAACCCAUUUUCUUUCUUUCUUUUUUUUUUUGUUUUUUGAAUUUCUUAUAAACCAAAUUUUUUAUUGCGUUUACGGCUGUGUACAAUGUUAGAGCGCCAACACAGGAUAAGUUCUCGAGUGAUAUUGUACCUGAAAAAUUCUGCCUCAUCCUGAUCACCAUAAUAUUGCCAAAUCGCCAACGUUUGUAAAUAGUUGUAAACACAUCUCGUACUUUAAUAGGAAAGAUAGCUGCGCAGAAAAAAAAAAGAAAAUUAAUGACGAUGCGAUAUGCGAUUCCAUGACAAAAAACCAAAUAAAUUACCUACGUAGAACCCAAAUAAGUAAGCCUACCGCGUUCCCGUGUCAAAAACUAUUUUUAUGAAAAUAAUUUUCUCAUCAAAUUAGCUAGCAUUUAAUUUAAAAUAUACGAUUUUAUUUGUUAAGUACUCUUGUAAUUUAUUUUAUCGUUUUAUAAUAAUUUUGAUGAUCAUGAUGAAAGAAAAGCUGAUUUAAAAAAAGAAAAUGAAUAAAAAAAAACAUUUUACAUCUAUGUAUGAUACGCGCGUAAACUGCUCAAUAAUUUGUAAUUUGUAUGCUGUUAUUAGAUAUUAUUCGUUUUAUACUCUAUAGAUACGUACGUAUGUGUUUAAAAAACAAAAUGUAAAAAAAAAACGAUAUUUGUAUCUACUGAUGACGAUACGAAACAAUUUUGUGUGAGUCUAUGUGUUGUGUAAAUACAUGUAAUUGUGUCCAUUUUAAAAUGUGUGAUGUAAAUAGUAUUAUCAAAAUAUACUUAUAAUCUCGAUAUUUUAUAUA
Messenger RNA from Planococcus citri (citrus mealybug), 3156 nucleotides. Its product is annotated as very long chain fatty acid elongase AAEL008004-like. The transcript is spliced from 8 exons. Gene Ontology annotation, cellular component: endoplasmic reticulum membrane. Gene Ontology annotation, molecular function: fatty acid elongase activity. The record is from RefSeq and is a predicted model, not a curated record. Gene Ontology annotation, biological process: sphingolipid biosynthetic process; fatty acid elongation, saturated fatty acid; fatty acid elongation, monounsaturated fatty acid. Lineage: Eukaryota; Metazoa; Arthropoda; Insecta; Hemiptera; Pseudococcidae. Bases 696 to 1514 code for a protein of 272 amino acids.